AUGACCCACAACUCUCGAUUCAACCAAAGGACCUCGCAAGGUUUUGACAAAAAGUUAAUCGGUGUCCCGGUAUUUCCUGGAUCGAAUCAAAUUUUCCACAGCAACAACAACAACAAUGUUGAGAACAGCCACGCCACAACAGAGCACCAUCAGCAGCUGCCGUCUUCGUUUCAUCAACAUUUGUUGGACAACAACCCUUAUUUCGUUAGCAACAACGUCAACUCGAUGUUCAGCAGCAACAACAACAACAACAUCACCACUCCAACAACAGCGACAUCUAACAACAGCAACAACAGCAUCGGCAACAACAACAACAGCAGUGGAAGUGGCUGGAAGUUGAGACAUGUGGAUUUCAUGCCUGGUGUUAUUAGGUCCAAGAAAGAUGAAGAUUAUGAGAAAUUCAGUGCCUUGAUGGAGAAAGCAAACAGCUGGUCAAUAGAGAACCCACACGCUCUGAUAUUUUCAUGUGAAACGGUCACCUGGUCGACCAUCGACAAGCCCGUCUAUUCAGACGCCGGGGUCAUGGUCAAGAGUAUGGGCUCUGAUAGGAAGACCAAAUUCGUCAGGGGACUGAGACUUUGGUACUUUGUGUUUGAGGAGGUGUUCUAUGACAAGACGUCCACUCAGUUAGGUCCGUUCAAGUUGGGCUACAUCAACUACCAGUUUGACGCAAAGGCCGACAGCUCAUUCACCACACUCCUCAAUAAAGUAAAUGCCGACAUCAACAAGAAAGCUAUCCCAGGCAAGUUGGUGCGCUUGGAAACGCUGGACAUGCUGAGUGACGUGAACGAUGCGGAAACCUCAGUGUGGUACGAGCAGCCCGAGAAAUCCAGGGACUUCACGUCGUUCGUCCGCAUCUUCCACACCAGCAGGCUGGCCGACAGGUUGUCAGAAAGUGACGAUGGGAUGAAGGCUUGUGAGAUUGGGGUGAAAGAUUUCAUUCCUCAGAUGGACAACCGCACUCCACACAGCCAGGGCUACGAAACUUAUUCCGAUCUGUGGAAGAAGGCAGCCAAAUAUUUGUAUGCCAAUCCACAUUCCAAGUUCAUCAACGUGCAGAGCAUCUUCGUUAAGGUCAAGAAAGCUUCGCAGCCUGAUGCCGACAUGCAAUCAAUGGUUCUGUGGGACAAAUGCACCCACUGCCAACACGGAAGUGCUUACGGGAGCAUCUCCAACCAAAGGACGGAGUAUCUUCAAAUUUUGAGACUAGUCUUCUACAAAACCAACAUCACUAAUCAGAAUUUGGUGGCCAGUGAAGCCGCCGUCGAGGUAGGCAAGAAAAUGUACUACAAGUUUUUUUCGCCGGGACCCAUGAAGAGGGCAUUCAUCUCCGGACUGGGAUCUGAUGAUCAGGAUAACCUAGGCACGGAAAAUCUCUAUGAGGAUUUGAAACAACUUGAGGAUAAGAUUAACGCUUGGAUCAAUUUUUCUGGUGCCAAAGUGGCAGGGGUGGAGACCAUUGUGAGUCGUCUGGGGACGGUAAAUAAAACGGGUAAACAAAAUUUUCGCAAACUUCUCUCAUCGAAUCCCUACUCAACCUGGGGUGACAUGGUGGCUGACCUCGAUACUUCCAAAUCUUAUUUUGCAUCUUCCGGGUUCAGCCGUUCCUCUAAAUGGAAUAAACCAGGAAGAAAUCUGAGCCCACUGGUGGUCGAGGGUGAGUUCAAGCAGAUCCCGGUCACGUGGAGAAACAGCAUUCAGGAGCAGAUCAUCAACAGCCAGACGACAUUCUCUGGUGGGGAUCUGUCUACUAUCGAAUUCGGUCACCGCAACAUCAGUGCCAGGCACUUUACCGUUACACCAGUACCAAGUGGCAAUAAUAAUUGA
This is a messenger RNA of Helobdella robusta, 1827 nucleotides long. RefSeq lists its product as hypothetical. Lineage: Eukaryota; Metazoa; Annelida; Clitellata; Rhynchobdellida; Glossiphoniidae. The record is from RefSeq and is a predicted model, not a curated record. The transcript has 10 exons. The coding region runs from base 1 to 1827 and encodes 608 amino acids.